AUGGAAUUGCUUUCACCGGAAGAUUUGCUGAAUGCUUGUCAAGCACUUAGUAGAAGGGCGGACUCACCUAUGGAACUUCAUCGAUUUCCUACUGGUGUCAUAGUACUACAGCUGAAAACAGCAUCUGUUGAGAGCAUGGUGGAGGCUACUACAGAGUUUGUAAAAGAAAAUGGCAGCGCUACUGCUAGUCAGCUGGCCGCUAGCAAGGGAAUUACAGUGAUUUUGGCAAAAGAGAGACUUCUAGCUGCUGAAGAGCAAGCUAUGCUUUGUCGCGACGACUCCACCGAAGGUCUCAAAUUUUAUCCUAAUCGAUUCCUCAUCGAUGUUUAG
Messenger RNA from Strongylus vulgaris, 330 nucleotides. The record is from the annotation of a GenBank genome assembly. Lineage: Eukaryota; Metazoa; Nematoda; Chromadorea; Rhabditida; Strongylidae.